CCUCAUGAUAGUUCCAGACUAUCGAUAGUACCACUGACAGCAACAGCUGGUUUUUAUCAUAUCUAUUUGUUUACAUUUUUUGAUUUUGUUGGAGAAAAAAAUGUCGCAAGCAGAUUUUAAACAUAGUUUACGGAAGCUGGAUUUUCCGGCUUGCGCCAAGGAAGCCCUUCCCCGUAUAGAAAGCAUCGUCGUGAGCCGCAGCAAACAGAACUUUGCCAUUCAACUUAUCUCCGAGUUUGUAUUUAUGGAGCGGCCCAAAGACGCCCUAGACAUCCGCAAAGGUCAACCAUUCUCCAGCGUCCAAAUGAACUCAUUUCAAGAGUUUCAACUCAUACUCGUUCUUAUUGAGUUUUUUUCGCAGCCUGGGCCAGAUGCUACAAGAAACGUAGUAUUUCUAUCACUGUUUGGUAGUAAUCUUACACCGCAAAGAUCCAAAAUACUCUGCCGAUUGGUAAGCACUGCUGUUUCAGGUUCGGUUGCACCUCUACUCUCAUCAGCAGGAACAUGGAUGCAACAAGUCGGUUGCACGAAUCAACCAAGUUUGGAAGUAGCACAGAGUUUAGUUAGUGAUUUUAUAACAUUUUCACGCAAAACCUCUGAGAAAUUUAAGCAGCUUCCUAUGGUUGCCCCACAUUUCGCAGCUAAUCUAAUGACUGCCGUGGCAGAUUUAUAUAUGAAUGAGCAAUUAGGCGCAAUUACGCCACCACCAGAUGCGUUAUUAGAUGUUUUCACGGAAUGGAUAAGUGAAAAUUCAUCCUUGUGUCUGGCAUCUCAACAGCCUUUAGCAUUGCCAAGUGGUGCUAUUGCCAUGCCUGUUGUUACACCUUUGGCUGGGCUUAUACGUUGGUCGGUUCUAGCACCCUUAUUCUCGAAUCGUUCCUCUUACAGUAAUUUACAUCUGUGGCUGUUGCAAACGAUGUUGCAGAUAGUCAACACUGGUCCACCUACAGCAUUGAAUGCCCAACAUUUAGCACAAACUGUAGGACCAUUGAAAAAUUAUGUAUCUCGUUUGCUGGCUGAUAAAACAGAUCCUACAAAAGACGUAGCCUAUCAAAAAAGUAUGGAGCGACUUGCGCAAGCUGUGCAGGUAGCCAAAUCAGCCAAUUGUAUGUACGGAAAUAUACCGCAAUUAUUGUGUAUACUUGAAACGUUGCCGCCUCAUUCGCUUAUGUCAAUGGUAAUAAAAUCAAACAAACCCGUCUGA
Messenger RNA from Rhagoletis pomonella (apple maggot), 1204 nucleotides. RefSeq lists its product as uncharacterized. Bases 101 to 1204 code for a protein of 367 amino acids. Lineage: Eukaryota; Metazoa; Arthropoda; Insecta; Diptera; Tephritidae. The record is from RefSeq and is a predicted model, not a curated record. The transcript is spliced from 2 exons.